Geodia barretti is the source of this 1578-nucleotide messenger RNA. NCBI's taxonomy places the organism in Eukaryota, Metazoa, Porifera, Demospongiae, Tetractinellida, Geodiidae. The record is from the annotation of a GenBank genome assembly.
AUGACCAUCUCCGAAAGCAUCACUGCGGAGGCCUCGACUCUUGCCCCGGUUUCCCACCCCUUGGACCCUCUCACGGCCCAUGAGAUAGCCGAAGCCUCGGCUAUCCUGAAGUCCGAACGCCAGUUGGGCGAUCGGGUGCGGUUCGAGACCGUGGUUCUCCAGGAACCGGACAAGAAACACGUAAUCGACUAUCGCUCCGGCGCCCCCAUUCCACGCUCGGCCUUCCUGGUUAUCCUCGACAACGAGACCGCAUCAACCUUCGAGGCUGUGGUGUCCCUCGACGAACGGCGCGUGGUCUCGUGGAAGCACGUCCCAGGUGUCCAGCCGAGGGUGAUGUUCGACGAAUUCCUCGAAUGCGAGGCGGUGGUCAGGGCCGAUCCUCAAUUCUUGGCCGCCAUCGCCAAGCGGGGAAUCAUCGAUUCGAGCCUGGUGAUGGUCGAUCCCUGGUCUGCCGGGAACUAUGGCUACGCGGACGAGGAAGGACGCCGGCUGGUGCUUGCUCGCUGCUUCCUCCGCUCCAGCCCCACCGAUAACGGCUAUGCCCGUCCCAUCGAGGGAGUCACCGCCGUCGUCGACCUGAACAGCAUGGAGGUUGUGCGCGUCGACGACUACGGCCUGGUUCCUCUGCCCCCCGAGGACGGGAAUUACGGUGCCGAGUUCGUCGGGAAGUUCCGUGGCGACGUGAAACCCCUGGAUAUUACCCAGCCUGACGGGCCGAGCUUCGAGGUGAACGGUUGGGGAGUUUCCUGGCAGAAGUGGCGCCUGCGCGUCGGCUUCACGCCACGAGAAGGCUUGGUGAUCCACAACGUCGGCUAUGAAGACCAGGGACGCAUCAGGCCGGUCCUCUACCGUGCCGCCCUGUCCGACAUGGUGGUGCCAUACGGCGACCCCAGCAAGGACCAUUACAGGAAGAAUGCUUUCGAUGCGGGCGAGUACGGCAUCGGCUCUCUCACGAACACUCUUACCUUGGGAUGCGAUUGCCUGGGAGAGAUCCACUACUUCGACGCGGUCCUGAACAACGGUCUCGGAGAACCAUUCACCAUUCCCAGUGCAGUCUGCAUGCACGAGGAAGACUACGGCAUCUUGUGGAAGCACACGGACUGGCGUACCAACCAGACCGAGGUGCGCCGUUCCAGGCGCCUGGUGGUGUCCAGCAUCGCGACCGUCGGCAAUUAUGAGUAUGGGUUCUUCUGGUACUUCUACCAGGACGGCACCAUCCAAAUGGAGAUCAAGCUCACCGGGAUAAUCAACACAGCCGCUGUCCCCGAGGGUGAAAAGCCCAAAUACGGUACGCUGGUGGCUCCGCAGCUCAACGCCCACAUACACCAGCACUUUUUCAACUUCCGGCUCGAUAUGGACGUGGACGGAGGAAGUAAUUCGGCCUUUGAGGUCAACACGGUGGCCGAACCCCUGGGCCAGGACAACCCUCACGGAAACGCCUUCUAUGCCCAGGCAACCCCGUUGCGGACCGAACACGAGGCCCAGCGGGUGGUUGACCCCAUGAGCGGGCGCUACUGGAUCAUUUCCAAUCCCUCAGUCACGAACGCCCUCGGAAACCCGGGGUGGCCUACAAGCUGA